AUGGGCCCUGAGGGCUGCCGCGCACUCGCCGCCGACCUGCAAGAUCGCAGCAGCACCCUGCGUGAAACCCUGCUGUCCCGCGGCCUGAUCAGCGGCCGCGGCGCCGCCGUGCUCGACGCCUACUCCGACGUGCAGCGGCGCGCCAACGCCUUCUUGGCCGACGGCUGCGACGCCGUGCCCGCUGCCGCCAGCGGCGCAGGCCCGGACGGGGGCAGGGGCGGUUGCGGCAAGGGAAGCGAUAAUGGCGACGCGGCCUACCGCUUUGUUGCUGCAUUUUUCGAGGACCUCAAUGCCAGCCUAAAAGAGGUGCACCAGAACAGCGCCUGCCGCCCCUUCUUCUUCAUGUGGCGCGACAUGCUGCAGCUGGCAGGGGAGGGCCACGACCCCGAGCAGCUGCUGGGCGUCAGCCACGCCCGCUACCAGUGCCUGGUGCAGCGCUUCAUGGUGCUGCAGCUCGAGGAGGCAGGCGCAGCGGCGCCCCAGGGCGGGGCGCUGGGGGAGGCGGCCUGGGCGGCCACGCUGUCGGCGGUGGAGGCGCGCUCCUGGAGGCCGUCGCUGCCUGGGGAGCCUGCAGGUCUGGGGUCCUUCCAGAGCUUUCCUUCCUCGCACUCUGUAAGCAAGUUCCUCGGCAUACCGGCGUCAGAUGGCCGCCUGAUGGACUUUUACUACAUAUACUGUGGCGACACCAAAACCCUUGGGCCGGGGGAGGACCCCUGGUGGCAGUAUGUUGCCGCUGAAGUGGACGUGCGGCAGUACAGCGGUGGCUGUCAUGAAGCCCUGGCUGAGCGGCUGCUUCGACCCACGCCCAACUCGUCACCCCUGCCAGCCGACAAGGCCAGCGCGCUGACCAGUGGUGGAUUGCGCGUGUUGCCGUGCAUAGGGCUGGCUAUGUCGACGCUGCCUUUCCUAAUAGGGCAUCCGAUCAUUAAGGCGCGUUGCCUCAUCGACACGGGUGUGUUUGAGGCAUACACAGUCUUCGCCGGCAGUCAAGGCGCCCAGGGCAUAGCAUUGCUCGUCCACGCCGCUGAGGCUGCGCUGCGUGUGGACCCGGCCGCUGGCGGCCUUAGCGAGUGGGAGCGGCUCGUACUGCAGUGCUUCUUGUCGUUCACCACCUGCUUGCUGUGUAUAGCCCUGGACGAGAGCCUUGAAGCGUUUGAUGCCGCUCACAGAGCGGUCACCGCCGCUGCCGCGCGUGGGCUGAAGUCCGAUGAGGCGCACGCUGCGGGCUUCAGUGCGUGCAUGGGAAUCCUGGACGUGGCAGCUGCCAUCCUUGCAGAGCAUCAUAUCUUGCUGCAGCACGGGCCGCUUUCCAGCAGUGUGCAAUCUGGGCACGUGUACACUUCCAUGUUGGAGCGGGGCAAGGGCGGCGAGCUGCGCAACAUCUUGGCCCUCCUCAGGCGCCCACCCAGCGCACCCGUCACCGGCGCCGACCCCGCCCGCCGCGCCGCCCUCGUGCCGCGCCUGCGGGUGGCCGCGUCUUUGGCUUGGAUUGCAAAGCUCAGCGACGAUGGCGACUCAGUCGGGCUCACACUCCUUGCCAUGACGCUUGGCGGCGGGGCUGCUGCUGCUGCCGCCUCAGCUGAGGCUAGUGUCCCCGAAGAGGGCAGGCGCCCCGUGCCGCCGUCUGCAGAGCGGCAGCUGCUGUCAGAGGCAGUGACGCGGCUGUGCGCACUGUCAGAUGGGCUUGAUGGUGCGCUUCACUGCAUGCGCGUGCUGCCAGGGCCGCUGCCGCCAGCGGUAGUGGCGGCGGUGCUGUGGCGCGCGUGGGAAGAUGGGGACCCACCCAGCGUGUGGAGUGCCUGCAGUUCAGUCAAUGCCUGGGGGGAUGCAAAGGCCUCUGCCCAGGCGGCGGCCACCCUAGACGAGCUGUUUUUGGGGUGGGUUAAGCAGCAGCGACAACAGCAGCAGGAGCAGGAGCAGGAGCAGGAGCAGGAGCGGGAGCAGGAGCAGGAGCGGGAGCGGGAGCGGGAGCAGGAGCGGGAGCGGGAGCGGGAGCGGGAGCGGGAGCGGGAGCGGGAGCGGGAGCGGGAGCGGGAGCGGGAGCGGGAGCGGGAGCGGGAGCGGGAGCGGGAGCGGGAGCGGGAGCGGCCGCUGCCGGGCGCGCCGGUGGCGCUUCCUCAUGCGGCGGCGGCGGCGCUGCUGCAGCUGGUGGGUGAGGACAACUCAACCAUUGCCGCCGAUGUGGUGGCUGCGUUCGAGUUUGUAACCAGCACCCCAGGCGGCGGCCUGCCUCUCAGUGCGAUAGGUGCUGGCAGCUUGAGGGCUGUGGUGGCGGCAUUCGCAGCGCAAGGCAAGCACAGGGCUGCAUGGCAGCUGGUGCAGCAGGCCGGCGGCAGCGGCACAGGAGGGGCUGCAGGCGAUGGUGAAGGCGCCAGCAUACUGGCCCAGCUUGUUGGGGUGUGGGAGGCGCUGCCCACACAGUGCUUGCCGGCCCCUGUGCUGCGCGACGCGGCUGACGCGGCGGCGACAAUGGGCUCGGCCCCGCUGGCACGGCGCUUGCUGGGCCUGCUGGCUGCGGCAGAGGGGACCAGCUUGGCGGCAGCAGCACUGAGCUUGAGCGACGCGGCACUGAUGGCGCACCUGCUCUCGCAACUGGACGCGGGCGCCAGGUCAGCGGCGGCGCUGGGGGCGGCUGCAGACUUGGCAGAGGCGAUUAUUGAGGCGGGCCGGCAGCUGCCACCCGGCACGUGGGCGCAAGUCCUUGCGCUUUGCGGUGGCGCCUCCGCAGCCGGCGCACGUCUGGCGCUUCUGGCUCAUGAUCAGCUGCUUGCAGAGGCGGCCGCCGCGCUGGAGGCAGCAGAGCGCUGCGGUGGCAGCAACGAGAGCAGUGCGCCGGCGGGCCAGCCGCUCGCUGAAGCCCUGCUGGCCGCGCUGGCGUCGCCGCUGCUGUGUGGAACGGAUGAUGUUGCCAAGCGCAGCAACGCAGGGGCCAUUGAGGCAGCAGCAGAGGCGGGGCCGCGGGACCAGCAGCGCCUCGCGGCGGGCUGGGCGGCUGCGGCGCAGCGAGCCGCCGAUUUGAAGGUGCGGCUUGCGUCCGCCUGCGCUGAGGCCGCUGAAGCGUCGCCAGGUCACUGCCUGCAGUUCCCCCCUGGCUGCGGGCGGCAGGACGAGGCUGCGGCGCGGCGGCUGGCAGUGCUGCUGUGCGCGUCGGCGCGGCUGUCGGGGGCGGCAGUUCAAAUGUACCAGGAGUUUCGGCAGGCGGGCGGGCAGCCUGAGCUGGAGGGAGGCCUGCUGGAGGCGGCGCUGGCGGCGGCACAUGAUGCGGGGGCUGAGGUGGCAACAGGGUCGGCAGCUCCUGCAGCCAUCCUGCGCACGGCCCAGUCCCUCUGCCCCCACGGCACCACCUGGGUGCCAGGCGCCCCGAUCGCAUGGCGUGCAUUGUUUGCCACACUCACCAGCAGCGCCGCAAAUGGCGUCAACGACGGCGAGCGUCAGGCGGCCGCGGCGGCAGUGGGGGCGGUGGAGGCACUGCUGCUUGACAGCGACGCCCUGUGGUCAGCGGGGGGCCAGGUGGCCGCCCUGCCUUCAGAGGCGGUCGCAGAGGGCCUGCGCGCGCUCGUGCCAUGGGCGCCCAGCGCGCCAGUGGGCGCGGGGGCCGCUGCACGGCGGCUACUGACCACAUGCGAGCUGAGGGCCGGGCAGCAGCAGCAGCCUCAGGCGCCCUCACCUGCCCAGCGCGGCGGCUCGCCAGGCGGCAGCGGCAAGCGCAGGGGCGCCGCUGCUGGGUCGCACUCGUCCCGUGCGGCAGGCAUUGCCGCCCUGCGGCCUGCCCUGCCCAGCGCUGCUGCCGGUAUCUACUCGGCAGCUGCCGCCGUGCUGGCCGCGACUGGUGAAACAGCAGGAGCUGUCAAGCUGCUCGCACCGCUCAUCUCUGGUGCCAAGCAGGAGGCGUUCGCAGCUAAAUUUGGCGGGAGUAGCGGCUCUUCAAUCUCCCAGCAGCAGCAGCAGCAGCAGCAGCAGCAGCAGCAGCAGCAGCAGCAGCAGCAGCAGCAGCAGCAGCAGCAGCAGCAGGUGGCCGCUGAGCUGCUAUGCCUACUGCCUCCAGGCCGCCGCUCUGCGGCCGCGGCGCCGGUCCUGCGGCUGCUGGCUGCGGGGGGCGUGGGGGCGGUGACGUCACCUGCCCUGGUGGAGGCGCUGACUGCGGAGGACCUGGAUGCUGCAGCAGAGGCUGACCUGGCAGAGGCGUUCGGGGACGCCUUCGUGGAGGAUCUGAUGGUGGCAGCGUUUGAGGGCCUGCCCGUGCUGGGCGGUGGCGGUGGGGGGGCUUUGGAGGAGGACGGAGCGGCGGGCGGCCUGGCGCUGCGGGCUGGCCCUUGGGCGGCAGGCGGCGAGGAGAGCAGCAGCCGCGAUGCGGCUUUGCAGCAUUUGCUACGCGCCGUUGGGUAA
Monoraphidium neglectum is the source of this 4386-nucleotide messenger RNA. RefSeq lists its product as hypothetical. The record is from RefSeq and is a predicted model, not a curated record. Bases 1 to 4386 code for a protein of 1461 amino acids. The transcript has 9 exons. Lineage: Eukaryota; Viridiplantae; Chlorophyta; Chlorophyceae; Sphaeropleales; Selenastraceae.